AUGGAUUUCGAAAACGAAUCCAUCAAGCGCAAACACAAGUCUUCCUCUGAAGAGGAAUGCGACUCUUCAACUGAGGAAUCAGAUUCCUACGAAUCGGACGAUGGAGAAGAAGAAGAAGAGGAGGAAGAAGAAGAUAACGAAGCCCCUUCAUCGGAUGCCGGCAUUUCAAAAGAGGCACUUGAACAACUAAUGGAAGAACUUAAAACUCAGAGGGAGUUAAUCAAAAACCUCCAAGAUGAGCUUCGAAUUGCAAAAGCAGAAGGACAAAUGAACAAGAUAACCCCUCCAACCAACUCAAAACUGGCUAACAAUCAAGACCUGGAGUUCCCUACACUGGAACCAGUAAGGCGCCCAAAACCAAUAAGCCCGGCAAAGACAUCGAAGCCAACCACCGGAUCGACCCCAAAGAAAACUACCAACACAACUACCUCAAAAACAGGAACUACAGCCACCGGAUCAUCUUCCAGUGACACGAUCAAAAAUCUUCCAAUCAUUGUACUUUACAACGAAAAUGCUAAGAAAAUGAUAUACUUCUUCUGGGAUCUGGUGCAUCCGCUCACCGAGCCAACACAGAAAUGA
Drosophila eugracilis is the source of this 579-nucleotide messenger RNA. RefSeq names its product bromodomain-containing protein 2-like. The record is from RefSeq and is a predicted model, not a curated record. The coding region runs from base 1 to 579 and encodes 192 amino acids. Lineage: Eukaryota; Metazoa; Arthropoda; Insecta; Diptera; Drosophilidae. The transcript has 2 exons.